UCUCAGUGCCGCCUUGAAGGUGUCGGAGCGUUAACUGGUAUUUCACACCGGCCUCUUCCCCCUCCCUGCGCAGCGCCUGUGGGGCGGGUUAUGGAGGGCAGGCGCCUGCCCGUCCCGCCCCGCUUGUGAGCGACAUUCCCCCCUGCGAGCGGCCCCGGGACUUAUGCACCAGAGGCGGAUCCGGUCAAAAAGAAGAAAAUGAAAAUUUUCGCUGAGUCCCAUAAAACUGUGUUUGUUGUGGAUCAUUGCCCCUAUAUGGCAGAAUCUUGCAGACAACAUGUUGAGUUUGACAUGUUAGUGAAGAAUCGGACCCAAGGAAUUAUACCUCUGGCUCCCAUCUCAAAGUCGCUAUGGACCUGUUCAGUAGAAUCGUCUAUGGAAUACUGUAGAAUAAUGUAUGAUAUAUUUCCUUUCAAAAAACUGGUGAAUUUCAUUGUAAGUGAUUCUGGAGCUCAUGUCUUAAAUUCCUGGACACAAGAAGACCAAAACCUGCAGGAGUUAAUGGCAGCUCUAGCAGCUGUUGGACCACCUAAUCCUCAUGCAGACCCAGAAUGCUGCAGCAUACUUCAUGGACUGGUUACAGCAGUAGAAGCACUCUGCAAAAUUACAGAAUACCAACAUGAAGCCCGAACUAUGCUAAUGGAGAAUGCAGAGCGUGUUGGAAACAGAGGAAGAAUAAUCUGCAUUACUAAUGCCAAAAGUGACAGCCAUGUUCGGAUGCUUGAAGAAUGUGUCCAGGAAACGAUUCAUGAACAUAACAAGCUUGCAGCUAAUUCAGAUCAUCUCAUGCAAAUCCAGAAGUGUGAAUUGGUCUUAAUCCACACUUACCCAGUUGGAGAAGAUAGCCUUGUUUCAGAUCGUCCUAAAAAAGAGCUUUCAUCUGUCUUAACCAGUGAAGUGCAUAGUGUCCGUGCUGGACGGCAUCUUGCUACCAAACUAAAUGUUUUAGUACAGCAGCACUUUGAUCUGGCUUCAACUACAAUAACCAAUAUUCCUAUGAAGGAAGAACAACAUGCUAACACAUCUGCCAAUUAUGAUGUAGAGCUUCUCCAUCACAAAGAAGCACAUGUAGACUUUAUAAAAAGUGCAUGUCUGGCAGAAAGUAAGCGGUGUCAAAAAGAAAGAGGAUCUAAUAAGACAGGUGAUAAUCACAUAGGUGGUAAUAGCAGAGAGGGCACAUUUAAAGAAACAGUAACAUUAAAGUGGUGUACACCGCGAACAAACAGUGUUGAAUUACAUUAUUGCACUGGAGCAUACAGAAUUUCCCCUGUAGAUGUAAAUAGCCGACCAUCGUCCUGCCUUACUAACUUUCUUCUUAAUGGUCGUUCUGUUUUGUUGGAACAGCCACGGAAAUCAGGCUCUAAAGUAAUUAGCCAUAUGCUUAGUAGCCAUGGAGGAGAAAUAUUUUUGCAUGUAUUAAGCAGCUCUCGAUCAAUUUUAGAAGAUCCCCCAUCAAUUAGUGAAGGAUGCGGUGGUAGAGUUACAGACUACAGGAUUACAGAUUUUGGUGAAUUUAUGAGGGAAAACAGAUUAACUCCUUUUCUAGAACCCAGAAGAAGUCUUGAGAUUCCUUUGGAACGAGCAAAAGAUCAGUUAGAGAAACAUACACGUUACUGGCCUAUGAUUAUUUCUCAGACUACCAUUUUCAACAUGCAAGCUGUGGUGCCAUUAGCCAGCGUGAUUGUAAAAGAAGCCCUGACGGAUGAGGAUAUACUGAAUUGUCAGAAAACCAUAUACAACUUGGUAGAUAUGGAGAGGAAAAAUGAUCCAUUGCCAAUAUCAACAGUUGGUACCCGGGGAAAGGGUCCAAAAAGAGAUGAACAGUACCGGAUUAUGUGGAAUGAAUUGGAGACCCUUGUUAGAGCGCACAUAAACAACUCUGAUAAACACCAACGUGUGUUGGAAUGCCUGUUGGCUUGUAGGAGCAAGCCACCUGAAGAAGAGGAGCGCAAGAAACGGGGGAGAAAGAGAGAGGAAAAAGAGGACAAGUCAGAGAAAUCGGGAAAAGAUUAUGAACCAGAUAAGCCCUGGCAGGAAUCGGAGAGGUUAAAAAGUGUAUUAGAUCGGGAAAAAGAGGAACUGGCUGAAGCGGAAAUCAUAAAAGACUCUCCUGAUUCUCCUGAGCCACCUAACAAAAAGCCUCUUGUUACAAUGGAUGAAAUGCCACCAGUAGAAAAGGCAAAAGGGCCUAUGUCCUUGCUGUCUCUGUGGAGCAAUAGGAUUAAUACAGCUAAUUCUAGGAAACAUCAAGAAUUUAUUGGUCGUUUGAAUUCUGUCAACAACAAAGCUGAGCUGUAUCAACAUCUCAAAGAGGAAAAUGGCAUGGAAACAACAGAAAAUGGAAAAGGCAGCCGACAAUGAUUGUUGAUUAAUAUUUUUUAAACAAGCUAAAGUUGGCCAAAAUGCAUAAUUAUUUUAUGCUGAAAUUUGAAGUUGAUAUCAUUUCAGUAAGAUUGUAUAGUUCUGUUGCUUUGGUUUUUACAUUUUUCUAAUUUUAUCCCUUUUCUAUGAGAUGUAGAAUCUACAUAUUACAUUAAAUGACUUGUGUGCAAA
Molecule: messenger RNA, 2553 nt
Organism: Alligator mississippiensis (American alligator)
Lineage: Eukaryota; Metazoa; Chordata; Crocodylia; Alligatoridae
Gene: INTS13
Product: integrator complex subunit 13
Exons: 18
Coding region: 199-2361 (720 amino acids)
Biological process (GO): centrosome localization; regulation of mitotic cell cycle
Cellular component (GO): integrator complex
Source: RefSeq, a predicted model, not a curated record